Scheffersomyces coipomensis is the source of this 1365-nucleotide messenger RNA. Its product is annotated as RNA exonuclease. The transcript is spliced from 2 exons. The record is from RefSeq and is a predicted model, not a curated record. Gene Ontology annotation, molecular function: poly(A)-specific ribonuclease activity. The coding region runs from base 1 to 1365 and encodes 454 amino acids. Lineage: Eukaryota; Fungi; Ascomycota; Pichiomycetes; Serinales; Debaryomycetaceae.
AUGGCAACCGAAAAUGAUAGCUUGCUGGACAACGGGCAGCCGAUUAAGUCCAAAAAGAAGUCUAAAAAGGCAAGAGAUCCUAGCAGUAUAACUCCAGAAUAUAUAGAGGAACAAAGACGGUUACGGAAUUUGAAAAAAUCUCAAAAGCAAGCUGAAUCAAAACCGGUAGAGCAGAUAGAAACCUUUAUAAAGAGACCACUUCUUCCCCUUCCCGAUGUGAUAGAUAAUGGUGAUGGAUUGAAAAUCAAGAUAAUGACAUAUAAUAUAUUGGCUCAAGCCUUAAUAAGACGAACUUUAUUCCCUACGAGUGGUGAUGCAUUGAAAUGGGCUACUAGAUCAAAGACGUUACUUGACGAAUUCAAAUAUUACGAUGCCGAUAUCUUAUGUCUUCAAGAGGUCGAUUAUAUUCAAUUCAAUUCCUUCUGGUCCAAGGAAUUUGCUCAAUUGGGUUAUACUUCAAAAUAUUAUAGAUCAAAUAAUAAAAAUCACGGAUUGGCGAUAGUCUUCAAGUCAUCAAUGUUUGAAUGCAAAAAUCAAAGUUUCAUAAAUUAUGAUACAGAGACUACCAAAGCAUUAGUUCAGCCUUCAACUUCAACUCAGAAUGUAGGAUUCAUAGUGCAUUUACUGUUCACCGAUUCUAUGACUUUGAAAUUUCCUCAUCUAUUAAAUAAGAAUGGGAUUGUCAUUGGGUCUACUCACUUGUUUUGGGCUCCAUUUGGUACAUUUGAGAGAACAAGACAAACAUAUGUGUUAUUAUACAAAUUUCAAGAAUUUAUAACAACUUUGAACACUGUUUUGGCCAACGAUAAGGCCAAACCGACUACUUAUACUGGUAGAGUUAGAACUGUUCUUGAAGCUUCUCUUGCCCAUUAUAGAGGCUCAAGAGGUGUUGAAGAGGAAACAGAAGAAUCCGGGGUCGAAAGCAUAGAUGGCGAAGUACCAAAUCCUGAAAGUUCCAAUGUAUCUGAAGAAGAGAUUCGAUUAAUACAGGAACUUCAAGUUGCUCACAAUUCAAUAGAUAUGAGAGCCAUAUCUUUGUAUUCAGUAGGAUAUAAAUCAGUUGAUCCCAAAAAUGCUGGAGCUGAUAAUGAUAGAAAUGAGCCAAUUUUCUCAAAUUGGGCCCAUACAUGGAGGGGACUUCUUGAUUAUAUUUUAGUCUUAUCUAAAUGGAAUAGAGAUGAAUUAAAAUAUUCAACUAAGAUCGAUACAUUAGAAGAAUUAGAAAAAGAGCAAGACAUAAAGUUGUUGAGCUUAUUGAAAUUGCCCAUGCCGGAAGACAUGGGACCAGAACCCUCAGGUCAACCUAGGUUAAAUCAAUUUCCUUCUGAUCAUCUCUGUUUGAUGGCAGAAGUAGCUUUACUAUAG